Metarhizium brunneum ARSEF 3297 is the source of this 804-nucleotide messenger RNA. RefSeq names its product Methionyl-tRNA formyltransferase (gene MTFMT). Gene Ontology annotation, molecular function: methionyl-tRNA formyltransferase activity. The record is from RefSeq and is a predicted model, not a curated record. Gene Ontology annotation, biological process: biosynthetic process; conversion of methionyl-tRNA to N-formyl-methionyl-tRNA. Gene Ontology annotation, cellular component: mitochondrion. Lineage: Eukaryota; Fungi; Ascomycota; Sordariomycetes; Hypocreales; Clavicipitaceae.
AUGGACAAGCUCCCCGACGGCACAAAUCUAGUCAUUGUCGUGUCCUUCGGGCUCUUCGUCCCCCCUCGGAUCCUGGCAUCCGCCAAAUACGGAGGUCUGAAUGUCCACCCAUCCUUAUUGCCCGACCUCCGCGGCCCGGCGCCAAUUCACCACGCCCUCCUCAGGGGAGACACGCACAUGGGGGUAUCGCUACAGACUCUGGAUGACAGGGCCUUUGACCACGGGACUAUUCUUGCGCAGAGCCCCGCGCCGGGCAUGCCCAUCGCGCCGGACGCCUCGUUCCAAGAGGUCCUGUCUGCUGUGGCGGUCGAAGGCGCAGAGAUGCUGAUCCAGGGAUUGCGCGACGGUGUUCAUGUUGCGCCCCGGGAGGACGUGGGCUGGAAAGCGGCCGCGCUGCAAGGCAAGCAACUCGUCCACGCACCAAAGAUUACAAAGGCAGACGGACAGAUACACUGGUCUGCGUGGACGGCAGAGCAGUUUGCUAGAAGGGUUAGGGUGCUGGGGUCAGUGUGGACACAUGCGGUCAGUGAUAGGGGUGUCAGAAAGAGAGUGAUUUUCUUGGAUGCUGGGCCAGUGGCACAGGGAGACGUGUUGCGGCAAGGCGGGGAGGGCAGGUUGGUAUGCGAGCAUGAGGGUGCAGAUGAGAAGAGGGCGGGGCGGCAUGAGAUGAAGGUGGUGCUUCAACAGGAUGGCUCGUGUUUGAUUGGCAUCCCUGGCGACUCUUGGAUACGCGUUGAGAAGGUCAAGGUUGAUGGGAAGCCAGAGCAGAUGGCUGCCAUUGCUCUUGGGAACUUUGUCCGAUGA